AUCGAAGUUUGCAUCCUGUCGAAGCUGGGUUUUAUGGAUGUACUGCUGUAGUUGAAAUUCGUUCAUUUUUAAAAUUCAAUGAUAAGAGCAGGGAGCGAAAGAAGAUCAAAUGAGAGCAAAGCAGAGCCUGCAAUUCUGACUGGGAUAAUCGUCAACAUGGCAGCAGAUGUGCACUGCAGUAGAUGCCGGUUGAUAGAGAGACUGGAAUAUCUAACUUGAACUAUACCCCAUAAGUUGCUCAUCACAGAGCAGAAGCCUUUUUUGGUUUUGUUACAGGGGGGCAUGAAGCCCAAACAAAAGAGAACAAAAACACAGAAACUUAACAGCCAAAGCUGUACAAAGGAACGAGACCUCACUAGGCCAUCAAUGUCAUCUAAGACAGCUUGAGUAGUAAAAGCUGGAUUGGUAUUGAAGCUGAUAGUGAUGAAACAUCAGCGACCCCAGGCCUCUGCUUGAAAAUCGGGUUCUAGUGAUGAUGUUGAUGCUCCUGGGGCUGAUGAUGCUUCUGAGAACUACCGCCCGUCUGAACAUCCUUUCAUCCGUUUCAGGUUGUUAUUACGAACCCCAACGCUUGGUUCCUUCACUGCUUAAGCUUUUCUCAACCCAUCAUGUAUACACUUGCAACGUCAAGAUCGGCUCUCUCUUUCGAGCGGGUCAUAUUGAAGCUGCUCGCCAACUGUUCGACGAAAUGCCCCAAAGAGACUUGGUUACAUGGAACGCUCUCGUUACUGGGUACUGGAAAAACGGUUACUUUCAGGAAUCAAAGAGUCUGUUCGAAUCGAUGCCUCUCAGGAAUGUGGUGUCCUGGAACUCCAUGGUAGCCGGUUGCGUCGAAAAUGGGAUGGUUGAUGAGGCUUUCGGCUACUUUCGAGCCAUGCCCGAGAGGAACAUUGCGUCUUGGAAUGCUAUGAUAUCUGGGUUUUUGAAGUGUGAUCGGGUGGAGGAAGCUAGUAGGCUUUUUGUGGAGAUGCCGUGUAGGAAUGUGAUUUCUUUUACGGCGAUGAUUGAUGGAUAUGCGAAGAAAGGAGAGGUGGAGAAGGCAAGAGCAUUGUUUGAUGUCAUGCAGCAUAAAAAUGCGGUUUCUUGGACUGUGCUGAUUAGUGGGUAUGUGGAGAAUGGGAGGUUUGAUGAAGCUAGGGAAUUGUAUAAGCAGAUGCCGGAGAAAAAUGUGGUUGCAGUGACUGCCAUGAUCACUGGGUGCUGUAGGGAGGGUAAGAUGGAAGAUGCGAGAGUGUUGUUCGAUGGAAUGCAGUUCAAGGAUGAUGUCUGUUGGAAUGCAAUGAUAACAGGCUAUGCACAAAAUGGUAGGGGAGAGGAAGCAUUGAAGUUACAUUCACAAAAGCUCAAGAUUGGUUUGCAUCCAGAUAACUGGACCCUUGUUUCUGUUCUUAUGGCCUGUUCUACUCUUGCGUCCCUGAAGGAUGGAAGACAAGCUCAUGUGCUCAUUGUUAAACAUGGUCUCGAAUCCAAUGUCUCCAUAAGUAAUGCUUUGAUUACCAUGUACUGCAGAUGUGGUGCGAUUCUUGACUCUGAGUUAGCUUUCAAACAAAUUGAGAGUCCGGACCUUGUCUCAUGGAACACCAUUGUUGCUGCAUUUGCACAGCACGGUCUCUACAAGAAGGCUCUGGCUUUUUUCAACCAGAUGAGGGUCAGUGGCUUUGAACCGGAUGGCAUAACAUUUCUUAGUGUCUUAUCUGCUUGUGCUCGUGUGGGAAAAGUGAAUGAGAGCAUGGAUUUGUUCGACUCAAUGGUCAAUAAAUAUGGUAUUUCCCCUCGGUCGGAGCAUUAUGCUUGCUUAAUUGAUCUAUUGAGUCGAGCAGGUCAGUUAGAGAAAGCUUGCAAGAUGAUCCAAGAGAUGCCAUUUGAAGCAGACUUUGGGAUUUGGGGAGCUCUUCUUGCAGCUUCCAGUGUUCAUUCAAAUGUCGAAAUAGGGGAACUGGCUGCUAAGAAUAUGUUAGACUUGGAUCCCCAGAGUUCUGGGCCUUAUGUCAUAUUGUCCAAUAUGUAUGCAGCUGCUGGUAAAUGGAAUGAUGUUGCUAGAGUGAGGAGUUUGAUGAAAAAGCAUGGAGUCAAGAAGCAACAGGCAUAUAGUUGGAUAGAGAUUGGGAAUAAGGUGCAAAAUUUCGUUGGAGGGGAUAUAUCGCAUCCAGAUGUUGAUAAUAUUCAUUUGGUGCUCAAGAAGAUCAGCCUGCAUAUGGCUGCAAAUAAUUUCACAGACAUCAGUGUCUCAUGGAGCUCUUCUUGUUAACCAAUAGAAGGGAUGUAAUGGCAGAAUGGUACAAUUACAAUUGUUAGAAGCAUGAAGGGUACUGCUUCAUAUGUUUUGUGGACUAGUUGAUGAUUCUGAAAGGCUCAAAAGAGCUGAAAGCUCAAGUCCGAGAGGCCCAACCAAAAUUCAGUCUGGGGAGGUGUCCAAGAUUUUUCCUAGAAGAAAAAAAGGAUGGUCAAACGAAAGUUUUUCCGACUGUACAUAAGCAAUGUAUUGAUUUUCUUCUCGAGUUUCCGGUUUGGAAUGAAUGUCUACUUCUUUCCUAUUUAAAA
Messenger RNA from Rosa chinensis, 2541 nucleotides. RefSeq names its product pentatricopeptide repeat-containing protein At4g02750. Gene Ontology annotation, molecular function: protein binding. The record is from RefSeq and is a predicted model, not a curated record. The transcript is spliced from 2 exons. Bases 473 to 2248 code for a protein of 591 amino acids. NCBI's taxonomy places the organism in Eukaryota, Viridiplantae, Streptophyta, Magnoliopsida, Rosales, Rosaceae.